CCCUUUUUCUCAAGGCCAGUCGAACAUAUUUUAUAUUUCUAUGUUCACUUACUUUUUAACAGUCAGUUUCACAUUAUUUCAGCAACCAAAAUUCAUUUGGAAAAAUGUUUAAAUAAAAUGUGAGGUGCCACAAAAAAAAACUUCUACCGUUAUUAAAAUAGUGAUCAAUGCUUUUAAUUUGAAAUGUAACCGAAAGUUCUGUUAAAUGGAUCCGCGAUUAGUUGAAACAGCACGUUGACACUUUGUAAAAAAUGGAAAUGCGUUAAAAAAAAUAUUGUAGACUUUUUUUUUUACAAAUUAUUGUCACGGACGCCGCCAUGUUGUUUACGCUGCAAUGCAUUCUGGGUGUUAUGGCGCACGAGAGCGUUAAAAUAAAAUGAAACGCAGAAGAUGCGCGAGGGAACAAAUCACAUCUGUAGGGGAUAAAUGUGAGCUAUACUACUUUAAUUGGAAACUUUGAAGUUAGGAAAGUUACACCAUAUUUAGGGUGACAUGUUUAGUUGUGGAGCGACGCAUAACCGCGAGUUGGUGAAGCUAAAUAAAUAGAUGGAAGUGAAAUGCUACUGAAGUAAACCAGCAAAAUUUAAUAAUGUUAAGUUAGGGUUUGUUCAGUCCGGUGGACAUGUUCGGAUUGAGCAUCGUUUAAAGUCAACUUCUUUCGUCCAAUCAGGUGUGGUAACACCAUUCUUUAGAAAGGUGCAGGUACUAUUUGUAUUUAUUUAUUUACCUCCGCCCACGGCAAGAGUUUAUUUCAUUUUUUAUUUUAUUUUUUGUUUUUUCCAUUUUUUGGCUUUUUAUCCCACAACCGUCUGAUUUGGCCCCAUCUCCUGCAGGUCUUUUAUUUUUGUUUUAUUUGUUUUUUUGCUCCACCCAUGUGUACUCUAUGGAAGUCUGUUUCCGACACGCUGGUAAAAAAAAAACAAAAACAAAAAAAACAAAACUACUCAUAAUAAGAAUAAAAAUCUUGAAAUUUCGAGAUACUGUAAUAAGAUAUUUACUUUUAAUAUUAUUUAUUUAUUUUACCAGAGUGGCGGAAACGGGCUUCCAUAGAAACGGGCUUCCAUAGUGCUCAAUUCAAGUUUAUUUUUUAAUUUUUGUGAAUAUAAUUCUUUUCCACUUGUCUCUUUCAAGAGUUUCUUUUUUCCCCUCUCUUUUGUGGCUUUGCCUCCUCUAUCCAACAUGUCUGGCGUGGUGCCGCCCCCUGUAGUUUUUUGGCUCCGCCCCCUGCAGGUGUAUUCUCUCCCCGUGGUCCUAGCCUCAGUCUCACCUGUCGGCCUGCAGCCAUGCUGGAUGAGGCAGUCGGACUUGGCGCUGUGACCGUACUGGGAGUUCUGGAGCAAGGUAAGAACCAGGAACUGGGUCCGGUUCAGCUUCGCUCUGCUGUACUGAUAUCUUGCUGGUUUCCAUGGAAACCGCUCAGCUGACUGUAAAUCUGAAGCCUUGGUGAUAAACAGUUUAUUCGGCUGAAGCUUUUAAGAAUUAAUUUGCAUCCAGUGUUGACAGAGUGGACCUCCAAUGUUCCCACAGUCCGGUCGGAACCGACCCGGAAAAUAAACUUGUAUGAAAAUCAGCCUGAUGAAGGUGAGGAUGAUGAUGACAGUGUGUGUGUGUGUGUGUGUGUGUGCAGCUUAUUUUUCCCUGCAGGUCAUUUAUGCCAGGAGGAAGUAUUCGGUGUCUCCGCCCUGCAUCAGCGGGCCGCCGGAGUUCGAGCGGAUCUUCAGAGCCCAAGCGAAUUGUUCAGAGUACUUCCCCAUCUUCAUCACCAUUCUGUGGAUGGCGGGAGUCUUCUUCAGCCAAGGCCUGUCCAGCCUCUGUGGUCUGCUCUACCUUUAUGGACGGCUGUGUUACUUCUGGGGCUACGCCGAGUCGGCUCCGGGACGUUUGGCUCCACUCUACUUCAGCGCUCGGGUUCUGUGGGUUCUGAUUGGGUUCUCGGCCGUCGGCGUCAUCUUGUCGUUCUGCCGGGUUUACCUGGAGUUGGACCUGCUGCAGGCCCUUGGCCACGCCCUGUUCUGACCCGGAGAGAACAAGGUUCUGCUGUGUUUCUGUUCUGGUUCGGAAAGCGUUUUCCAACUGCUGUGAAAAUGAAAACGGGUCAUUAAACAGAACCGAGCUGUUUCUUCA
Molecule: messenger RNA, 2124 nt
Organism: Gambusia affinis (western mosquitofish)
Lineage: Eukaryota; Metazoa; Chordata; Actinopteri; Cyprinodontiformes; Poeciliidae
Gene: ltc4s
Product: leukotriene C4 synthase
Exons: 4
Coding region: 1561-2016 (151 amino acids)
Biological process (GO): leukotriene biosynthetic process
Cellular component (GO): nuclear envelope; membrane; endoplasmic reticulum
Molecular function (GO): glutathione transferase activity; enzyme activator activity; leukotriene-C4 synthase activity
Source: RefSeq, a predicted model, not a curated record